CAAACUCCUUUUAUGUAUGUAGGCUGGUGAGCCGUGUGAAACCCCCUCUAGUCUGCUCAUACAUAAAUAAAUUGGGCGGCCCGUUGUAGAUCUGCAGCCACCACCCCGCCGGUCCCUGGAUCUUGGCGCAUGGUCCAAGCCGAAGCUCCCUUGUCUUGGAGAACGUCACCUCUUCGUGAAGACGACAUCACCCAGCCAGCCAGCACCACGGGGUUCUCCCCUUCUCUAAGGGGCCGCCAGGAUGGCUAAAGAGGAAGAAGAUGUAAAGGCACCAUUUGGGGCAGCCUGGCUUAAGGACACUCUGCUGGCCCCAAUCCGCAUUGCAUUGUCUCCAGCGCUGCUGCGCGCCUAUCUUCGCACUGCCCUUAUCCUGAUCACCUCGAUUGCCCUCUUCGGCGCAGCCGUAAUCGGCUAUCUAACCUUCUAUCACGCAUACAUUCCCAUACGCGGAAUCGCAGUCCCCGUCUAUCUGCAAUUCGACCACCCGCAACCGCUCUCAGCAUUUGGCGUCGCCACAUCCCCUCCAUCUCACCCCUAUGGCAUCGCCAACGUAGAGAACCUCGUCAGCCGGCAGAAGUACAAGGUCGUCGCCGAACUCGUCAUGCCGCGCAGUCGGAAGAAUCUCAAUGCCGGGAACUGGAUGAUGGGCCUCGAGUUGCGCGGGCCCACCGCUGCAGGCGGGGCUGUAAAGAACUCCAGGGCCUGCGAGGAGGACGAGGGAAUCAAAGCGGAAAAGCCGCUUGUGCUGGCCAGAUCGAGGAGACCGGCCAUCAUGACCUACCGGAGCUGGGUGACUGAGGCGGCUCACCGUUUGCUGCGGCUGCCUCUCUAUGUUAUAGGCUGGGGCCACGAGUCGGAAACCGUGCGGGUCGCGAUGAUGGAGAAUGUGGAGUUUGCACAGGGAGUGCAAAAUAUACCGUCCAGUCUACGGCUUGAGGUCAGGAGCAGUGCUCCCCUAGACGUCUAUCGAGCCACAGUGCACCUGGAAGCGAACCUGGAGGGGCUGCGUUGGCUCAUGUACCACCAUUGGGUCAUCAGCUUCGGGGUAUUCACAGGCUUGUUCUGGGCGGUGGAGAUGGCCGUUGUUCUCAUCACAUGGGCAACGUUGACUCUGGGAUCUGGCUCCGGAUACCAGGAGGACGCCGCGGUGAAGAAGGUUGAGGAAGAAGGCGACGAGAAACUGAUGUUCAAAUCCGAGGAAUCGUCCACAUCCACGACUCCACUCUCGGAUACGUCGCGCACCUUUCCCGCUCUCCCGUCUCACCAACCCCUCCAUUUCAGCACUGGUGCCGGGCCCGGCCCCAGUCGAGGAGGAAAAGCCAAAGAGGAGCGGGUAACGCCUGGGCUGGAAGAUAUUCCCGCUGCAGCGAGGACGGGAGCGGAGGCAGACGACGAAGGUGAGGAGAAUGAGGAGGAGGACGCCGACUUUGUACCUGAGGAGCCGGCGUCGAGCUCGGCGGCUCGUGCGUUCACGGAUUCGGGCAUUGGGACCAGUGUAGCGAGUGGUCAUGCGGGUGAGCCAGGGGUAAGGAGGCGGAGGUCUGGAAAGGGAAAGGGGAGGGGUGAUUUGCCGAAGUGAUUGUAGGAGUAAAGGUUGCGCUGGAAUACAGGGAGGCAUUAUCGUGAUACCAUGCUUUUGGCAGUCUUUUCAUUGUGGUGGGGUGGGACGGGUUGUCUUUAAUUGUAUGAUGGUGUGGCAACGGUGAUAGAUAGAGAGGCUUAUUCGAUAUUUACCAAGGCGAUGGAUUACCCGAAGAGGAAAUCUGGCCCCGUGAGGAGAAAUGCGGGCCGAAAAAGGAACCGCUUGUAG
Molecule: messenger RNA, 1810 nt
Organism: Westerdykella ornata
Lineage: Eukaryota; Fungi; Ascomycota; Dothideomycetes; Pleosporales; Sporormiaceae
Exons: 2
Coding region: 242-1579 (445 amino acids)
Biological process (GO): lipid droplet organization; lipid storage
Cellular component (GO): endoplasmic reticulum membrane
Source: RefSeq, a predicted model, not a curated record